Magnusiomyces paraingens is the source of this 828-nucleotide messenger RNA. RefSeq lists its product as uncharacterized. The transcript has 3 exons. Bases 1 to 828 code for a protein of 275 amino acids. NCBI's taxonomy places the organism in Eukaryota, Fungi, Ascomycota, Dipodascomycetes, Dipodascales, Dipodascaceae. The record is from RefSeq and is a predicted model, not a curated record.
AUGUCUAAUCACGGAAACACUACAGGAGUCAAUGAAGGACCCUCAUCCUUCGAGUCAGCCAGCACUGGAAGUUCUGUUGCCCACUCAACAUCUGAGACCCAUUCAAAGAACAACGCCAGCUCUUAUGAGACAUUCGCCGAUCUCCUGUUCAUCGUCAAAUUGAUCUCGCUGACCGUUCUGGAUUUACCGUUUUAUUAUCUUGACCAAGUAGAAUUUGCUUACAAUUCCGCACCACAGUCUACUAUUAAGACAUCUCCAUUUGUCGCUGAUCUUGGCUUUCUACCUCGCCAACCUGCAAUGAUCCGUCCACCAUCGGAUGCUCGUACACCCUCAAAUGUGGAAAGUCUACAAGUCAAACUGAAAGCUAUUCUGUUACGUACUCAAGAGUACAUGAGUUUCUCACAGUUGAGUCAACAACGACAAGCUGACAAGCAUCGUCGUCCUGUGGAAAUUAAAGUUGGUGAUUCUGUUCUUAUCCACCACACUAGUUUUCAGAGCCCUAGCAAUAGGAUGUUGCCACUUUUCGUCGGUCCAUACACCGCCAACAACCGUGUUUUUAAUGUUUCGAAAUUACGCAAAUAUGUCAAAUCUGAUGAAUACCCUGCUGAGAUUAGACCUACUGAGGAUUAUGUUAAGAAGAACUUGAACCGCAUUGCUAGCGUAGCCGCUAUGCAAAAUGGUCUUGUCUAUCUACAGUUCACAGAUAGCCUACCUGGACAUUGCGUCGCCAUUUCAACAAGUUUUUGGAAUACUAUGCCUGCCGAAAAAAGGAUACCAUUAUUCAAAGCUUACAUGGUUAGAAUCAAAGCUCGGGACGAGCCUUUAUGA